AUGGACGGCAUACUGGUCACCUUCUUCGCGCUUCUUGCAGUCAUCGCUAGCUCUCGCCCCCUUGCCACCAAUCCAGGCUUUCAGAUCUCAAGACUCUUCAUGUGGGAGAUACAAGGCCACAAUACCACCAUUAUCUUCAACAUCCUCGACCCCGAUCCACUCACGAAUGGCACCGGCGUUUGCAGUGGAUCGUGGAAGACCGGCUCUGGUGGAUACCCACAAGACUCAUACAAACAAUGCGGCAACACCACAUUCGCAUGGAACAUGGCAAGCUACGAUAAUACCGAGUCCUAUACUCUUGGCCUUGAGCACGUCUUUGUCGACCCUUCCAUCGGCCCAUACCCAUACGACCAGAUGAUAUCUUUUGGAAGGGCUACGAGUGCCUUGCUCAGAAGCAUGAAACCUUGUGCCAGCAAGUCGGCAACAGGUCUAUUCGGGCUCCGAUCUAUGCCACGAGUGCAAAGCGCCGUUGAAGGGCGACAAAUGCGACUUGGCUUGGCCAGCUCCACGAACGACCUAGCCAACGACGUCCUGGCAGAGAGAGCAGAUGCAGCUGCCUAUGCGUAA
Messenger RNA from Recurvomyces mirabilis, 567 nucleotides. RefSeq lists its product as uncharacterized. Bases 1 to 567 code for a protein of 188 amino acids. The transcript has 4 exons. The record is from RefSeq and is a predicted model, not a curated record. Lineage: Eukaryota; Fungi; Ascomycota; Dothideomycetes; Mycosphaerellales; Teratosphaeriaceae.